Molecule: messenger RNA, 2869 nt
Organism: Trichechus manatus latirostris (Florida manatee)
Lineage: Eukaryota; Metazoa; Chordata; Mammalia; Sirenia; Trichechidae
Gene: ST3GAL2
Product: ST3 beta-galactoside alpha-2,3-sialyltransferase 2
Exons: 8
Coding region: 1198-2364 (388 amino acids)
Biological process (GO): sialylation
Cellular component (GO): membrane
Molecular function (GO): beta-galactoside (CMP) alpha-2,3-sialyltransferase activity
Source: RefSeq, a predicted model, not a curated record
AGACGACGAAAGCUGCGGAGCUAACGGGUCCGGGCGCCGGCGGCGGCUUCUGAAAGGGCGGCGUUGGCGGCAGGAGCAGCGAGCAUGGCCCGCGCGGCGGCCCGCGCUGACUGAGUUUCAGGGUCAUGCUGCGGCAGCCCAGCAGCACCUGACAAGUGAGGGGAAGCCUGCCAGGGGAUUACUGCUAGCACGAGCUAACGGCAGGACAGGCCGGCCUCAGGGGAGUGGGGAUGGGCAGAGGAGUGGCUGAGCCUGGGCCAGCAGCACCAGGAAGGAGGCUGCAACACUGGCUGGCAGCCCUGCACAUACUCGGCUGACCCAGAUGGCGUUUGAAGCAGCACCUCGUUGAGCAGCAGCUGUUUCCAAGCCCCAGAGGGUCCCACAGCAGGAAUGGGAGCUCUGCAACCCUCUACACGACUGGAAUUGGGGCCAUGACCAUUGGGACAAGGGGGCUGGCACCUGUGAUGGAACGAAGUUGGGCAGAACCUAAUGCAAGGAGGAUCUUUGUCUCUGCAGCAGAGUGUUCUGAUACCCAGUGAGCUUCCUGGCUUUCUUCUCUCAGGGUUGGGGCCUGGUUUCCUUCCCUUGGCAGAGGGAUUGGGCCAGAAGGGCCACAGUUGGCAAGACAAUUGCAUGGAAUCCAGGCCCCUUGAAGCCCAUGUGCUCUCUGUCGUGAUUGAGGUUCUAGGACUUCCCUAUUGCAGGGGACGAGGGGUUGCCUCGGUGUCUGCUCAUGAGCCACAAGGACCCCAACUGCUCCAGACUGUACUGUUUCAAGCUGCCAAAGAGGGGGGCUCCCAGAGCUGGCAGUCGGCAACCUCAAGGGACUAGAAGGCUGGAAUGGACUGACCUCCCCCUUGCUGGGGCGGUGGGCAAGGCAGUGCCUCUGUGGCCCAGCUAGUGACAGGGAGACCUGAUGAAGCCAUAGCAGGGACCUGAGCGGCUCAGGGUACCAGGUGUCAGAGACAGGGGAGUCGCCCCUACUGACCUUUCUUUCUCCUUACGCUAAGGGAUAAGUGGUGUGGGACCUCUCCCGCUGUCCCCUGCCACGGCACGUGCCCCUAUGCCCUUUGCAUGUGGUGCCAGAAUAGGUAGGCUACACCGUGGCUGGUCCCUCAGUGGGCUGGAAAAGGAGUGGCCACGGUGACCCCCGCCUGCCUGCCAGGCUGGUGGUCCAGCCCCUCGCCACUCCACACCAUGAAGUGCUCGCUGAGGGUCUGGUUCCUCUCCAUGGCCUUCCUGCUGGUGUUCAUCAUGUCACUGCUCUUCACCUACUCGCACCACAGCACAGCCACCCUACCAUACAUGGACACAGAGGCCCUGGAUGGCACCCACCGAGUGAAGCUCGUGCCCGGCUAUGCUGGCCUGCAGCACCUCAGCAAGGAGGGGCUUGUGGGCAAGAGCUGUGCGUGCCACCACUGCAUGGGUGAUACUGGGACCUCCAACUGGUUUGACAGCCACUUCGACAGCAGCAUCUCCCCGGUCUGGACCAGAGACAACAUGGAUCUGCCCCCAGAUGUGCAGAGGUGGUGGAUGGGAUGCUGUAAGGAUGAAGACCUGUUAUCAGGCUUAUCAGAGCAACUCCACAUGACCUGCUUUCCAGCCCUGACUGCUAGAGUCCCUAAGGACUGGGAAGUCCGCAGAACAGAGAUGCUGCAGCCUCAGUUCAAGUCACACAACACCAAUGAGGUGCUGGAGAAGCUGUUCCAGAUAGUACCGGGCGAGAACCCCUACCGUUUCCGGGACCCCCACCAGUGUCGGCGCUGUGCCGUGGUGGGAAACUCGGGUAACCUGCGGGGCUCUGGCUAUGGGCAGGAUGUGGACGGGCACAACUUCAUCAUGAGGAUGAAUCAGGCGCCAACCGUGGGCUUUGAGCAGGAUGUUGGCAGCCGAACCACCCACCAUUUCAUGUACCCCGAGAGUGCCAAGAACUUGCCUGCCAAUGUCAGCUUUGUGUUGGUGCCCUUCAAGGCCCUGGACCUACUGUGGAUUGCCAGCGCCCUGUCCACAGGGCAGAUCCGAUUCACCUAUGCCCCAGUGAAGUCCUUCCUUCGAGUGGAUAAAGAAAAGGUCCAGAUCUACAACCCAGCUUUCUUCAAGUACAUCCAUGACCGGUGGACAGAGCACCACGGCCGUUACCCUUCCACAGGGAUGCUGGUGCUCUUCUUCGCCCUGCAUGUAUGUGAUGAGGUGAACGUGUACGGGUUCGGCGCCGACAGCCGGGGCAACUGGCACCACUACUGGGAGAAUAACCGGUACGCAGGCGAGUUCCGCAAGACGGGCGUGCACGAUGCGGACUUUGAGGCGCACAUCAUCGACAUGCUGGCCAAGGCUAGCAAGAUCGAGGUCUACCGGGGCAACUGAGCCAGGCCUCGCCGCUACCCUUCCGGCCCAGCCGUGAGGCGCUGCUCUGCGGGUUGGGACUGCGGGCCACCCGAGGGCGACGGCCUGGGUGCGGCGCGGCACGGCGCUCAGCCCCUGCAGGCAACUAGGAGCGACCGAGGCAGGCGGCGGGGCUGGACCAAUCAUACUGCAGUCCAGCGGUGCCGGCUGUCUGCCAAUCGCGAGACUCGGGGCCGGCCAGGCCUGGCACCAAUCAACCUGCAGUCGAGUGGAGACUCGGGUUCUUCCAGCCAAUCAUGCGACUCAAGGAGAACGUCCGGCGCUGGGUCCUGUCUCCUCCAAUCAAUGGCUUUGGGAGGCGGGCCGGCGGCUGCUUAACCCCAACUUCCUAACGCUUUUGGAUAGGAUUUUAUUUUGCGCUUUUUAAGGCGAAGUAAGGAAGCCCUGGUGGCCUAGUGGUAAAAUGCUCAGUUGCAAACUGAAAGGUCGGCGGCUCGAACCCACGAGUCGCUCCAAGGGAGAAAGA